Molecule: messenger RNA, 1497 nt
Organism: Mucor velutinosus
Lineage: Eukaryota; Fungi; Mucoromycota; Mucoromycetes; Mucorales; Mucoraceae
Gene: QCR6
Product: ubiquinol--cytochrome-c reductase subunit 6
Exons: 3
Coding region: 1-1497 (498 amino acids)
Biological process (GO): NLS-bearing protein import into nucleus; nuclear pore organization; protein localization to nuclear inner membrane
Cellular component (GO): nuclear pore; nuclear pore central transport channel
Molecular function (GO): structural constituent of nuclear pore
Source: RefSeq, a predicted model, not a curated record
AUGUCAUUUGGAUUCGGAACACCUACACCCUCAAGCAGUGCAUUUGGCGCUGGUAGUGGUGGAUUUGGCACAUCACAGACACCAGCAACGACCAGUGCUUUUGGUCAACCUGUCGCUUCUGCAACAACUGGCUUUGGCACACAACAGCCAUCCACAGGUGGAUUUGGCUUCGGUGCUACUUCUGCUGCACCAGCUACAGGUGGGUUUGGGCAGUCUUCUACAUCAACAGCACCCACAACUGGAUUUGGUAGUGGAUUUGGAGGCAAUACAGCUACUUCAACAGCACCUACAUCUGGCUUGUUUGGAGGAGGAGGGGGAGGAUUUGGAGCCACUACGCAAGCUCAACCUGCUACAUCAAACACAUUUAAAGGAUUUGGAGCUACUGCCACUUCAACGGCACCCGCCACUGGAUUGUUUGGAGCACCAGCAGCAUCUACAGCACCUGGUACCAACACUCUAUCAACAGGCUUUGGCGGAUUUGGAGCUAACAAACCUACAUUGAGCUUAACCACACCAUCCACUACUGCUGGUACUACAGGCGGAUUGUUUGGAAGCAAGCCAGCGACGACAUCCUUCUUUGGUGGCAGUACUUUGGGCACAACAGGGACCACUGGAUUUGGCUUGAAUUUACCGCAACAGCAGAAUGCAGCCCUGACAAAGCAAAGAGAACAACAAGUAUAUCAGCUAUUAUCUCAAAUCGAUCAAGAAGCACGAGCACAAGUUGCGCCUGCCAUCAAUAGUGAAGACUAUAAGCCUGAGAAUGUGUGGCAUGCGCUGGCUUUGCUCAAGAGCUGGUGGGAUCCUAAAUCACCAAACUGUCGAUUCCAACACUAUUUUUACAACGUUGUAUCGCCACAAGAGGCCCAUCUCUAUCAAAAGCCUGCUGAUCAUGACCAAGCUGCUUGGGAUGCUGCUCAAGCUGCCAACCCUGAUCGCACGACACGAGUGCCUGCGUUAGCCAUCGGUUUCGAUGAUGUCCAAAAGCGUAUGGAUGAACAACAUAAAUUGAGCGAAGCACACAGCGCCAAAUUAGCAGAGAUUGAAACUACGAUCAAAGAGAUCCAAAAGAAGAGUCAACUAGAAACAGCAGUGAAAUUGGAUGAAUAUAAACGCAAGCACAUGCAGGCAGCACAACGAGUGAUCAAGUUUUUGAAAUAUGCUCAAGUCUUACGAAACAAGGGUCUAAGUAUCACACCAGAUGAAGAAGUAAUGCGUGCUAGACUCGAGAAUAUUCAAGCCCAAUUACAAAGAUCAGAGCAAUUCCAUGGCAAAUUGAGUCAACUAUGGGCACAAUUACAAUUUAUCAAGGAAUCAGGGAGAAAGUACGGCAAAAUUGACGGCGUUGACGAGUGGGAUGCAGUCAGUGAAGAGAAUAUGCGUGGUAUUACCAAGAUUCUGGACGAACAAAAUAACGGUGUUCAGCAUAUCAUUGAAGUGAUUGAGACAGAUACAGCAGAGGUAGACAACCUUCGUAAAGGGUGGAGAGCAAUUCAUUGA